UGAUACCUAAACGUUUUUUUGCCAUAUCUAACGGUACGCCCGGUCGACAUAGGUACUUAUCGCCAUAACUCAGCCGGCUUGCUUAUAGUAAACAACAUCGGAGUAAUUAACAUUAAAUUCGUAAGAAAGUGUUUUAGUUUACGUUCUCAGUUCAUUGUGCUGGUGUUGUUGGUGGAACAGAGUGUUUAUAGUGCUAAGAAGGUUAUAUACGCGAGUUAGCCGAAAAAGCAUUGUGUGCGGCUCAGGUGACGGAACUGCAACUUCGGAUUGCUAAAUUAGAAUGUGUUUACAACACGUAUGACGAGAUUCAAACCAAGUUGGAGUAUAUGGUCGAGGAUGACGAGGCCCAGUUGGACGAGAGGUCUGAUUUCGAGGAUUUGUACUACUCGUCAGUCGCGGCGGCCAAGGAAUUGGUAAACAUGCAUACCAAGGUCGCGCCUAGCGAUGGGGGUUCCGACAACAAUACACGGCGUCAUCCACAUGUAAAAUGUAAGUUACCUACCAUUUCUUUACCCAAAUUUGGAGGCUCGUAUGAUACAUGGCUUGAGUUUCGCGACACAUUUGAUAGUUUGAUAAAUAAUGACGACUCCAUCGAUGAUGUAAACAAGUUUCAUUAUUUGAGGGCUUCAUUAGAAGGCAGUGCCGCGGUAAUUGUACAAUCAUUGGCAUUGUCUAGUAGUAACUAUAAAAUAGCUUGGCAAUUAUUAUGCGACAGAUACAAUAAUAAGCGGUUAUUAGUGAAUAAUCAUAUUAAGGCCAUAUUUAAUAUAACCCCAAUUACCAAGGAGUCAUCAACAGCUAUUCGGCAUCUUAUUGACACGAUAUGUAAAAAUAUACGUGCGUUAGCGACCCUUGAUGAACCAACCACCCAUUGGGACACAUUAUUAGUGUAUAUAAUAUGUCAAAAACUUGACAAUGUUACUAGACGAGAGUGGGAGGAGUUUGUGCCUAGUUGCGAAACAAUUACUUUCGAUGCUAUCAUACAUUUCCUCAGCGAUCGUGCGGAUCUAUUGGAAACCAUGGCGAUGGAGGGCCCCGGGCGUCGCGCGUCCUGGCCGCUCGCCGCCGGCGCCGGCGCUGCCCCCGCGGCGCACGCGCGCUCCGCCGUACGACGGGUAAAGGAAAAAUGUUUCGUAGGACUAGAUGAACGUCAAACCGACACUGUGAGUAGCCCACUUUUUACAUAUGAAUGUCCGUUAUGUAAGCGUGGUCAUUGGUUAUUUGAGUGCCCCGACUUUCUCGCGUUAUCUAAUAAAGAACGUGCAGAUAAGGUUCAAGGGAUGAAAGUAUGUUUGAAUUGCUUAAAACCCGGGCACAUAGCGAAGUAUUGUAGGCGUGGUCCGUGCAAGUCGUGUUCAUUACGUCAUAACUCGCUUAUACACGUGGAUAGGUUGCCGUCGAAGGCUCCAGUAGCAAUGCCGGCGAUAGAAGUGACUCCCAGCAGUCCGAGCGAGCACGACGAGUCCGAACCGGAACCCGGCUGCAGUUCUAACAGCAGCGUCAUGAGCGUUACGUUGCCGGCCCAUCCUGCUUUGGAAGGUCAAGUCAUACUGUCUACUGCGCUAGUAGAAGUACAUGAUCGCGACGGUAAACCACAUAUAGCACGCGCAUUUUUGGACAACGGGUCUUCACCCAAUUUUAUUAGAGCUGACUUUUGCAAAAAACUUAACUUACCUAUUAGGGAGGUAAAUGCGUCUUUAACUGGUAUUCAAAAUAUAAAGUCGAGCGUACAUAAAUUAUGUGACGCAAGGUUUUCAUCUUUGUUUGACAAAAGUUUUAGCAUGAAAAGGUCAUUUUACGUAGUUCCACAAGCUACAUGCGACUUACCUUUGGAAAAGGUAAAUGUAUCAAUGUUAGACAUACCUGAACAUUUAGUCUUGGCUGAUCCUAAGUUCCACUCGCCGGCAGCUAUCGAUAUUAUUCUUGGCGCCGAGGUCUUUUGGGAAUUGUUAGGCUACGAUAGAAUUAAAUUGGGACGAAACAAGCCCACCGUUUAUGAGACCAAGCUAGGUUGGGUAGUGUCUGGGCGUGAUGCGCAUAAUCCUAACUCUAAAAACAUUUGUUGCAAUUUUGUUCAAAUGAAUAAUCAAGAUGACGAAUUGACGCGUUUUUGGAAGUUAGACGAAGCAACAAUAAAACCCGCGACGGCUUAUUAUACCAACGAUGAACGGGCUUGCGAGGAACACUUUGUUAAAAAUACCUCUCGGUUACCGGACGGUAGGUUUAUGGUUAGGUAUCCUUUAAAGCAGCCUGCAUCUUCGUUGGGCGAUUCUUACGAGCGGGCAAAACAAUGUUUUCUGUCGUUAGAGCGCAGACUAGAACGGCAGCCGCAAUUGAAGCCUAUGUACAAAGAUUUUAUGAACGAAUACGAGACUUUGGGAGACAUGUCCAAGGUUACUUCCAAUGAGAUAGUAGGAAACUUUUUGCCUUUUCACGGCGUGUUACGGCUUUCUAGCCUCACGACAAAGCUCCGGGUCGUGUUCAAUGCUAGUGCGCGCACGUCUACCGGAGUAACGCUGAACGACAUUCAGUAUGUAGGACCUACUAUUCAGGACGAUCUCAUAGCUAUCUUGUUACGUUUUAGGCAAUACCGCUUUGUGUACACGGCUGACGUGGAAAAAAUGUAUAGGAGGAUAGUCGUGCACCCUGACGAUAGGUAUUUGCAACAAAUCAUUUGGCGCAAUGAUCCAUCUGAACCUCUGUGCAUAUAUAAAUUAAAUACGGUCACUUACGGUACGGCCAGUGCUCCGUUCUUAGCUGUUAGGUGCCUUAAACAGUUAUCACUGGACUGCUCGGACCCUCGACUCACUGAAAUUAUUGCCCAUGACUUUUACAUGGAUGACUUUUUGUCCGGGUCUGACACUGAGCAAGAAGCCACCAGCAUUAUAACUCAGGUCAGUGCAGUACUUAAAAGUGCUGGUAUGAAUUUACGCAAGUGGCGUUCAAAUGAAGCUAGGCUCAUAAAUGAACAUAGUGACGAUUCUAGAAAUCUAAAUCUAGGCAACUUGGACGAAAGUAAGACGCUAGGGCUAGGUUGGAAAAGUGGAGCCGAUGUCUUGUAUUUCACUAUCGACUUAGGAAAAAUCCCUGAAAAGUUAACCAAGCGGUUUAUCCUCUCCACGAUAGCAAAAAUAUUUGACCCUCUAGGUCUUUUAUCGCCGGUUGUCAUUCAGGGUAAAAUCCUACUUCAGCUUCUAUGGCUUUCGCGAGUUUCUUGGGAUGAUGAAGUGCCUCAAGAGAUUUCCCAAAAGUGGCAUAGUAUAACAAAGUCUUUACCGGAGUUAAACCACUUAUGCAUUCCUCGUAGUGUCGUAGGAAUCCACGCGUCGCGAGUGGAAUUCCAUAUUUUUACGGAUGCGUCUCAAUCUGCGUACGGAGCUUGUUUGUACGUACGCACUAUCACUAACACAGGAGUAAUAGUUACUCGGUUACUCAUGGCAAAAAGUAGGGUAGCUCCACUUCGGCCGGUAACUAUUCCCCGAAUGGAAUUAUGCGGAGCUUUGAUCGGAGCACAGCUUUACCAAAAAGCACUAACAUCACUUCGCAUGAAAGCAGACGGUUGUACAUUUUGGACCGAUUCCAUGAUCGUGUUAGGAUGGCUUAGAAUGCUACCAAACCAACUCAAGGUAUUCGUACGAAAUCGCGUAGCUGAUAUACUCGAAAUUACUGGCGGUUGGCCUUGGCGACACGUACCUACUAAGGACAAUCCAGCUGAUCUGGUUUCACGCGGACUCGAUGCGGGUUCAAUUGCUUCGGCUGAUAUUUGGUGGAAUGGUCCAGCAUUCCUAUGUAAUGAUGAAGAGGACUGGCCCAAAAAUCACCACGCGAGCAGGGAUAGUGAUGAAGUUAACGCUGAGGUAAUCGUUGCUAACGUAGCGUGCGAAGCUACACUAUCCCCUCUAUCAGAAUUGAAUCUUACGAAAUAUUCCAAUUUUAGCAAACUCAAGCGAGUUACCGCUUACGUUCUACGGUUUAUCAAUAAUGCGCGACCGGGUAGUGUCAGAAAUUCGGGAUUUCUUAACACUAAAGAACUUCAGGCGGCUAUGAAUACUUUAGUAAAAUUAUCGCAAAUAGAAUCAUUUUACUCAUAUGAUGAUGUUAAAAAUAAAACUUUACUCAAACCCAAAGACCCGCUUACAAAACUGAAUCCUUUCGUGGAUUCUGAAGGACUUAUGCGUGUAGGCGGACGACUUCGAAACGGGCCUUUUAACUUCGACAAAAAGCAUCCAGCUAUCUUGCCGAAAGGGCAUUUUAUAACGGUGACAUACUUCAAUUCCGUUCACAUCAUUUUGUUACACGCGGGACCUCAAGCCAUGCUAGCGUACGUAAAGUCUACUUAUUGGCCAAUCGGUGGUCGUACCCAAGCUAGGUCAACGUAUUACAAAUGCGUCCUGUGCACUCGUAUGCGCGGUGCAACUAUAGCGCCACUCAUGGGCAACUUACCCUCACCGCGAGUAACGCCAGGCUUUCCUUUCGAGGUGGUUGGCGUAGAUUAUGCCGGUCCUAUACUGGCUGCGUCUCGAAAGGGUCGUGGUAGUCAAACUAUAAAGGUAUACAUCGUGAUCUUUGUUUGUUUUAAAACGAAAUGUGUACACCUUGAACUAUGUACUGACUUGUCUGCAGAAGGUUACAUGGCGGCAUUGAAGCGAUUCGUUAGUCGCCGCGGCUUACCUUCUGACAUAUACUCCGACAAUGGAACCCAGUUUGUCGGGGCAUACAAUGAUUUAAAGAGAUUUCUUGCCAGUCAUGCGAAGACGUUAUCUGAGUCUGCAGCCAAUGACGGCAUUAGGUUCCACUUUAUUCCACCAUAUUCACCACACUUUGGCGGUUUGUGGGAAGCCGGGGUGAAAUCUACUAAACACCAUUUAGUUAGAGUCUUAGGUAACUGUCAUUUAACGUUUGAAGAGAUUUAUUGCGCACUGUGUCAAAUAGAGGCAAUUUUAAAUUCCAGGCCUCUUACUCCUUUAACCAGCGAUCCUUCUGAUCUGCUACCACUUACUCCAGGCCAUUUUUUAAUCGGACGACCACUCACAGCUCUUCCGACUCCCUGUCUGACAGAGAUUCCUCCUUUGAGACUUACACGGUACCAGAGGAUCGAACAGUUGAGGCAACACUACUGGGUUCGCUGGUAUAAAGAAUAUGUUUCUGAGCUUCAGGAGCGAACCAAAUGGAGGCAAGCCAAGGGUCAACUUUCAACUGAUACCAUGGUCGUCAUCAAAGAAGACAACCUGCCUCCAAUGAAAUGGAAGCUCGGCAGAAUCGUUAGCGUCAUCCCUGGAUCUGAUGGCAUCAAUCGCGUGGCCGACAUCCGGACGUCGUCUGGGAUCAUCCGUCGUGCGUUCAGCAAAAUAUGUCCACUACCAGUCGAAAAGUAAAUCUUCAGUUGAAAGACCAAGCUUUCAACGUGGGCGGGCAUGUUGGAACGAAACGCAAGGCUUCAACGGGGGCUGCGGCGAGACGGGGGCGACCUCUGGCUAUA
Cydia amplana is the source of this 5479-nucleotide messenger RNA. RefSeq lists its product as uncharacterized. The coding region runs from base 327 to 5375 and encodes 1682 amino acids. NCBI's taxonomy places the organism in Eukaryota, Metazoa, Arthropoda, Insecta, Lepidoptera, Tortricidae. Gene Ontology annotation, biological process: DNA integration. The record is from RefSeq and is a predicted model, not a curated record. The transcript has 2 exons. Gene Ontology annotation, molecular function: nucleic acid binding; zinc ion binding.